AAACCCAAAAUCGUCAAUUAGAUUCCCUUCUCUCUCUCUCUCUCUCUCUCUCUCUGUAGCAGUACGCAUUAUUGCCGAGCCAUUGAUCGGUCGACCGAUCGAUCGUCGAUCGCAAUCUAUACAUACACGCAUAUACAUAUAUAAAACCCUCACUCGUCCGCGCACAGUCGCACGCAUAUACCUGUGCUAGGUUCGGAUCGGUCGGGUGGGGAUUCUCGCCGGAGGUUUCUGUAUCGGAGAGGCAAUCCACCAUGUCGCUGAGGCCUAACGCGAGGACGGAGGUCCGCCGGAACAGGUACAAGGUCGCGGUCGACGCUGAUGAGGGGCGUCGGCGGCGGGAGGACAACCUGGUGGAGAUCCGCAAGAGCAAGCGCGAGGAGAGCUUGCUGAAGAAGCGCCGCGAGGGCCUCCAGGCUCAGCAGUUCCCUAGCCCCGCCGCUGUCCAUGCCGCUAACAUGGAGAAGAAGCUCGAGAGCCUUCCACAAAUGGUUGCUGGUGUAUGGUCAGACAAUGGCACUUUGCAACUGGAAGCGACUACGCAAUUUAGAAAACUGCUUUCAAUUGAGCGGAGUCCUCCCAUUGAGGAGGUUAUCCAGUCUGGUGUUGUUCCUCGGUUCGUUGAGUUCCUAUUAAGAGAAGAUUUUCCACAGCUUCAGUUUGAAGCGGCAUGGGCACUCACGAACAUUGCGUCUGGCACAUCUGAGAACACUAAGGUUGUAAUUGAUUCUGGGGCAGUCCCGAUAUUUGUGAAGCUGCUGGCUUCACCUAGUGAUGAUGUUCGUGAGCAGGCUGUGUGGGCAUUGGGAAAUGUUGCUGGUGACUCACCCAGAUGCCGUGAUCUAGUUCUUAGUCAUGGGGCCUUGAUUCCUUUGCUCGCUCAAUUAAAUGAACAUGCAAAGCUCUCGAUGUUGAGGAAUGCCACAUGGACUCUCUCAAACUUCUGUAGAGGGAAGCCACAGCCUCCAUUUGAGCAGGUGAGACCAGCACUGCCAGCUCUCGAGCGGCUUGUGCAUUCAAAUGAUGAGGAAGUCUUGACCGAUGCCUGUUGGGCACUUUCUUAUCUUUCGGAUGGUACAAACGAUAAAAUUCAAGCUGUAAUUGAGGCUGGUGUCUGUCCUCGAUUGGUUCUGCUCCUUGCUCAUCCUUCUCCUUCUGUUCUCAUUCCUGCCCUUCGCACGGUUGGGAAUAUUGUAACUGGAGAUGAUAUCCAAACCCAGUGUAUAAUUAACAAUGGUGCAUUACCAAGCCUGUUGAGCCUGUUGACAAAUAAUCAUAAGAAGAGCAUCAAGAAAGAAGCAUGUUGGACUAUCUCAAAUAUCACUGCUGGAAACAGGGAUCAGAUACAGGCUGUCAUAGAAGCCGGUCUGAUUGGACCUCUUGUUAAUCUACUUCAAAAUGCUGAGUUUGAUAUAAAGAAGGAGGCUGCAUGGGCAAUAUCCAAUGCCACCUCUGGUGGCACCCAUGAUCAAAUCAAGUUUCUGGCGGGUCAGGGAUGUAUCAAGCCACUGUGUGAUCUCCUCAUUUGCCCUGAUCCAAGGAUCGUGACUGUCUGCCUAGAGGGACUGGAGAACAUCCUGAAGGUUGGGGAGGCAGAGAAGGCCAAGGGAACCACUGGGGAUGUCAAUAUUUAUGCCCAGAUGAUUGAUGAUGCUGAGGGCCUUGAGAAGAUUGAGAAUCUACAGAGUCAUGACAACAAUGAAAUAUAUGAAAAGGCAGUGAAGAUUCUUGAGACUUAUUGGUUGGAGGAGGAGGAUGAGACCUUGCCUCCAGGUGAUAAUGCACAGGGAGGAUUCCAGUUUGGCGGUAGUGAGCUUCCAGUUCCAUCGGGUGGGUUCAACUUCAGUUGAAAGGGGUGAAUAUGAUGAUAUGAAUGGGGCAGUCUCGUGCUGAGGGCAUCUGGUCUGUUUUGGGGGUCAAAGUCCGUCUGGGCCAUUGUCAGGUCCUGGGUCAGUUACGGUCAAGAAGAGGCUCUCGGGGCUCAUCAUAUUGUAUAAGAAUGUCAGAGCUAAGUGGGUGCUCGGUUCAACUGGGUGUCGUCUCUGAGUCUCUGAGAAGUAUUGAAGGGUUUAUUAUUGUCUAAAGCCCCGACCCCUUUUAUACAGACAUCUGGUGGGGGGGUCAAGUUCGAGUCUGGAUAACAUCAGUCUUCUAUUCACUUGCAGAGUCCUUUCUAUAAUUCUACAGGGAGUUCAACUUUUGGUUAUUGUUUCGGUCGAGUCGGUUGUUGUAACUGCUGCCAAGUAUCUUGAUUGUUUAUUUUUAGCCCUUAGUGGGUUGAGUAAUGGAAGUGGAAAUGAGAAAGUUGUAGAGUCGUAUAACCUUUCUUGCA
Molecule: messenger RNA, 2329 nt
Organism: Punica granatum (pomegranate)
Lineage: Eukaryota; Viridiplantae; Streptophyta; Magnoliopsida; Myrtales; Lythraceae
Source: RefSeq, a predicted model, not a curated record